GAUUCGGUUUUUAGUUGUCUCUGAUCUUACACGCCCCAUCGUACUUGUUGCAACCCUGUAGGUUAUCGGCGGAGGGUAGACAUUGUUGGUAGAUUUUGAUACCUGUGGCCGUGUUGUGUGAAUGUGUGGCUACGCGAACCGCAUAAACGAGUGAAAAUGUUAGUUCAAUACGUGUAGCCACUUAUAUGUGUUUAUAUACAAUUAUGUUGCGAAAUCAGAACUGAGGAGGGUGGUAAUAAUACUUAGUGUAUGUUACCAAUGUACGAUUUAAGCAUUUUACGACGACUGAUGACAGUGUUAUUAAAUUAUCGGACUUCAUUAUGCCAGUGUUAAUUAUGUACUGCUGCAGUUAUUGUUGAAAUUAUAGUGCAUCCACGUAUAAAUACUAUUUGUGCCGCGUUCUAUCCUACCAAUAAAAUCUUUUAAGCUGCAUGCAGUGUUAAAAGAUGGAUUUGGGAGACUAUGGAUUGUGCCCAGUCUGCCUUGAGAAUGGAGUCACCACUAAAUUACUUUUUUUCCAUCUGAACUUAUCAGAGGCAUGCUUAAUGUGCCCGGAUCCAAAAUGCCCUUAUCCACUGGUAGAGAAUGGCGUGGAAGUAAUUGUUCAAACAGGGAGGGAGAAUCCAGCUUCAGAUGUAGAUUUUCUUGCCUCAUGUGGCUCUGCCUCAGCCAUUACUCCUCGUGGUCCACGAUUACUGGAAAAUUCAGAAAAUGCCUCGAGAGAUGGAGCAGCUACAAGGAAUGCUGAUGUGUUUGACAUUGAAGGAUUGGAUCUUGGCUCUUUAGACUUUGAGGAACAAGAACUUAUUAAAAUGAUACAGUCAUUAGAAGUUGCUUGUGCAACUGCAGAUGAAGAACUGAUGAGCUGCAGGAACGCAGGAAAAACUCAAAGUAAUCAGAAAAUACAAGUAAAUGGAUCUUCAGCACCACAAUACUUUGAAGCACAAUCCUUUGACAAACUUAAUACACCAGAUCUAGGCUCAGAACAGCCCACCAUCAAGGUGGUAGGUAAUAACAAAUUACCAGAGUGUUCUGGGGAGCAAGACUUGGAGAAAAUGAAACAAACUGAUAUCAGCCCAGAACAGCUGCAGCCAUCUGUCAAUGCUAUGGAAAGUGUUUUACUGCAUAACAACGAUGUGGAGAACAAAGCAGCACUGCCUUGUGGUGCACAGAGUACUGGAAAAUCGAGACAGCCAAAUGUUGGAACUGCACAGCAUUCUUGUAAAUUACCUGAGGAGCCAGUAUCAACUAGCUGUCUCACUGAAGCUAAAGAUUUGUGUUCUGAUCGGAUCACAUUGGAAGAACUUCUUGGAAAUGAUUUUGAGAAAUUUUUGAAUGAUUUAAAUGUAGGUGAUUUUCAAGAUGUUAUCUCAUUUGAUCAACAACCAGAGGAGGUCUUGUUGGAAUGCUUAGAGAUUCGCAAGGGUGAUGAUUCAGAAGUACAAGAUAAAGAAGUGAUGGAGAAAGAUUUAAGCAGCAGUCUGCAUGACCUUGAUGCUGUUGAGGAUGAAUCAGAUGUUGCAGACAUUGAUGACAUAAUAUCAGAUAAACUUAAUGCAAAAUACAAGUGUGAUGAAAUUAGUCCUGAUUUUGAUUUAGAACACAUGCUGCAUUUUAAGUGUGGUAAAAAACAAGAAUCCAGUGUUUCAGAUUUCCAGGCUGAAUCACUGUCUGAACAAAGUAUUGAGCAGAAACUUGAGACAGUAAGACGACAAAAAGAACUUUUGUUAUCUUCUAAGCCAUGGAAUAAAUGUUUAUAUGGUGCUCCAGAUGCUUGUAAAAAUUUGAACUUUGCUACAUGUGGCAGUCACAGCAUAUCACAAAACACUCAGGCUUUGCUUUGUGAAAACAAAAGUCAACAUCCAGGGUAUACAACUGCUGAAUUUAAUGGGGCACAUGUUUUCAAAAAUGCCUCAAGAACAAAUGUUUCUAGUGACAGCUUUCUGUCACAGAACCUACAGAGAAGACCCAGUGAGAGAGAACAUAAGCUGUCACGUGGUACAGAUGUGAAAGACAUAUUUCGUAACACACUGAAUGCUAAUUAUACAAAAGCAAAGAGAAUUCCCAUGGCUCGAGCAACAGGAAGUGCAGCUAGUAGAGAUAAUGGUUCAAAUUCGAGCACAAAGGACUCACGAAGCAGUGCUACUCCACGAAUGGAGCAGAAAGAAACUUCAGCUGUUGCAAAUCUUCUGAAUUUGCUUAUAAAAACGUCGUGUGCAGAUUAUAAUGGCGAUAAAACUGAUGAAUUGGAAGCUGUAGAAGCUCAGUUACUAUCUCAUUUUAAAAAGGCUCCUAUAACCUAUUGCAGACUGAACACCAUAAAAGCAGCUUGUAAGCAUGCUGCUAGUGUUGCUGCAGAAGGUAAACUAGCAUCUAGAACUAAUACAGAUAUAUCUGCUGAGAACAUUUUACAGCCUUUGCAAAAAUCUGAACACAAUCAGGCUACCACAUCCUCAUUUAACAGUGUUAAACCGACCAGAAAUGGCAAAACACAUGGUAGAUCAACUAGAGGGCAGCUGUUCGCACAGACACAGAAUCUGUUUAGAGAAAUGGAUGAAAAAAGAGCAUUGAAAUCAAAAUGUUAUACGCAAGGUAACUGCAGCAAAACUCGCAAAGAAAAUAAAAUAUAUCCAAAUCCAUUUUACCAAGAAGGAAGAGAGAACAAUUCAGGUAAAGGAAGUAAAUGCAGUCAGUGUGGAAAAGCAAAACGCCCACCCGGGGUUCUUCUGAAGAACCAUUAUCCAGCUCUUAACAGUUACAAAUUUUGCUAUAGCAGUGCCACAGAAAAUGUUACAAACAAUGUUCCACUUUCUUCCAAGAAAUCUGAAUGUGAUCAGGCACCUUCUUCACUCACUUUGAAAACUGUUACACCUUCUAGUUCAUCGUAUAAAGUAGCAAAAGAUAAAAGCACUAUGACAGAAAUGGACGACCAAAUUAAAGCUUUUAAGUCAGGUAGCUGCAGCACAAGUAAAAAUCAAAAGGAGGGUGAAACGAAAUCCCCUGUAAACUUAUGUAAAGUUGGAGGAAAGAGUCCUUUAAAUGGCAAAGGGGGCAAAUGCUGUCAGCCAGGAAAAGUAAAAAGCCCAUCUGAUGCUUGUUCAGCACAUAUUAACAAACAAGGUUUUGAUCCUAACAACAGUACAGAAAAUAUCUCUAACAGUGUUUCACAGGCCUCACGGAAGUCAGAAACCAGCCAAGUACCUACUACAUGCUCAGUUAAAACUAGUAAAACAUUAAGUAAAUCCUGCAAAGCCACAAAAGAGAAAAGUACAAUGGCUAAUGGAAAGAAAGUGCCAAAAUCAGAUAAUAAUAUCAAAGGUACAUCUCAUGACAGGUGUGAAGAAACUACUGAUAAAUUUCAUGGAGAUGUUAACUCUCUGUGUGCUAGACAUGCUGCAGUUUUUGAACUAAACAAAGGUUGCCAACAGGGGAAAAUGAAAGGAGCAGUAGUUCUUCAGAAAAAUAGUUCUCAAAUUGUUGACAAUGGAACAAAUAAAGGUAGUCCAAAGAAAGGACAGAAAACUGUGGUUAGUCCCAAAGGUGUAAACUUUCACAAAGAAAUGAAGGGUGCACCACAGGCAAUAUCAACUUCAGAUGUAGGAAUAAGCUCACAAGGAAAUGGGAAAUGCUUCAUUACUGGCACUGAGACUACUGUGGGAAACACAGGUGAUAGCAAACAGCGUACUGAAAAUGAAGUUCCUUCUGUUUCUUCGCAGGAUAUGUGCACUGACAGCAAUAAAGGAGGAAGUGUGCCAAACAAAAAACUGAAUUCAGCAGGUAGUACCAAACGCACAAGCAGGGCUAGAAGAAGAAAGACUAAGGAAGAAAGUAAAGGUCAAGAAGUGACUGCACAGUGAAUCUAUCUUGGGUACAUUUGGUAUUCCAAAGUAGCCAAAGAUCAAUGAAAAUUUGACAGACAAGGAAACAUAGGACUACAUUUGUUCAUCGUUGAGUACUAAUGAAGAACUAAAAAGGAAAAUAAACUGUCUUCUCCUACUUGAAACUUAGUAUUUUUGGUGCUACACAUUUGGCUGGAGAGUGUUGGAAUUGUAGCUGUAGCCAUAUGCUGUGAUUGGAGAGAUUGGGUAAGAGUGUGAAUGUGAAUUUUACAAGUUAUGUUAAGUGUAAUUUCACAGGCAAUAGACCAUGGAAACGUGUAGCCACCCAGUUAUAAGCUUUUAACUAUUCUUUUUGAAAGAUGUGUGUGGCUUAAGUAUUUGGUAGCACAGAGCAUGAAGAGGAAGGCUGAUAUUCUUAAAAAUGAGCAGUGCAGUAGUAGUGUGUGGCACAGUUAUGAGUAAUGACAUUAAGUAAAUGAAUCUAAAGUGACAAAUGUUGACGUCUUUUUGUGGGAAAAAAAUUUCUGAACUUGCAAAUCUCGUGUAGUGGUUUUGAGUGUCUGGAAAGUGGGCCUAUUUUAAGUUCCCACAGGAUUAGAAGUGGUGUGUGUGUAAGAUAUUCUUAAGACUAAAGCAUUGGUUAAAUAUUAUUUUAACCAACUAUAAUUGGGAGACUGCUAAUUAUUGAUAAAACUGAUUUGUAGCAUAUGUUACCCUGAAUUGUGACUUCAUAUUAAUAACCCACUGUUCAAUAUUUUGGAGUCUUCGUUGCUGCUUCUUUAUAUCUCUGUGCUCUCUCUUCUGUUGUGGAAACAAUCUUUCACCAUUGUCAGCUGUCACAAAGCAUGAAAGAAAAUUUACUAACAUCAAAUCCACAGGGAUGCAGAUAUGUUGGCUAGCACUUAUCUUCAUGAGGCAUAACUCCCAGCACCCUUGUCAGAUGAAAAUAGUGUUUCUUAGCUGUCACAGCCACAGAUUCCUUCUUCAGUGCAGGGAAGAAGAAGUAGUACGAGCUAGAAGAGUGGGUAGGUAUAAAUAAGAAUGAAGGUUGAGAGACAGACCCACCCCCAGAGAAAGGGAGGCAAAGA
This is a messenger RNA of Schistocerca piceifrons (Central American locust), 4927 nucleotides long. RefSeq lists its product as uncharacterized. The transcript has 5 exons. Lineage: Eukaryota; Metazoa; Arthropoda; Insecta; Orthoptera; Acrididae. The record is from RefSeq and is a predicted model, not a curated record. The coding region runs from base 447 to 3857 and encodes 1136 amino acids.